GCCCCGCCCCUCGGUCUCCGGGAGGCGGCAACCGCUUCUCUUCCCGGUUGUUGGAGACUGCUUCACCUCGGUUCUCGGUAACUAUGGGGGACCCCAGCAAGCAGGACAUCCUGGCCAUCUUCAAGCGCCUGCGCUCGGUGCCCACUAACAAGGUGUGUUUUGACUGUGGUGCCAAAAAUCCCAGCUGGGCGAGCAUAAGCUAUGGGGUGUUUCUCUGCAUUGACUGCUCCGGAUCACACCGGUCGCUUGGGGUCCACUUGAGUUUUAUUCGGUCCACAGAGCUGGAUUCUAACUGGUCCUGGUUCCAGCUUCGAUGCAUGCAAGUUGGCGGGAACGCAAAUGCUUCUUCCUUCUUCCACCAGCAUGGGUGUGCCACCAAGGACACCAACGCCAAGUACAACAGCCGUGCGGCUCAGCUCUACAGGGAGAAAAUCAAGACUCUGGCCACCCAGGCCACCCGCAGGCACGGCACCGAUCUGUGGCUGGACAGCUGUGCAGCUCCUCCCGUGUCCCCUCCUCCAAAGGAGGAGGACUUUUUUGCCUCUCACGCCUCUCUGGAGGUCAGUGGUGCUACGCAGGCAUCUGCACAGCCAGAGCCAGCCUCGUCAACACCGUGGGGCUUGGAAACUACUUCAGAAAAACACGAAGGUGGGCCGGGACAAGGGCCAAGUGUGGAAGGUCUGAACACCCCUGGGAAGACUGCACCUGCAGAGGUUUCAUCCAUUAUAAAAAAGAAGCCAAAUCAAGCAAAAAAAGGACUUGGAGCCAAAAAAGGAAGCUUGGGAGCCCAGAAACUGACGAAUACAUCCUUCACUGAGAUCGAAAAGCAAGCUCAGGCUGUGGAUAAGAGGAAGGAGCAAGAAGACCUGGCCAGGGGCACCCCGAAGGAAGAGUCCAUUGUUUCAUCGUUGCGAUUGGCCUACAAGGAUCUGGAAAUUCACAAGAAGCAAGAUGAAAGACUGAACCUGAGUGGCCAGAAGAAGGCGGAAGCUGAGCGGCUGGGCAUGGGCUUCGGAAGCUGCAGAGGUGGCAUCUCCCACUCAGUGACCUCAGACAUGCAGACCAUCGAGCAGGAGUCACCCACACUGGCAAAGCCAAGGAGGAAGUACCAGGAGGACCCAGAGGACUCGUACUUCAGCUCCAGCUCCAAGUGGUCUGAGCAGAGCAGCAGCAGGUACUUUGACGACCCCAUGGAGCUAAGAAGCAGCCCCUUUUCUAGCUGGGAUGACCGUGCCGACUCCUACUGGAAGAAAGACAGCAGCAGAGACCCUGAGCCUGCCACGAAAAGCACCGGCUCUUCAGACAGGCCCAGUUCUCGCCGGAAGCCAGAAUACGAGCCCGUUGGCAGUACAGAUGAAGCCCAGAAGAAGUUUGGCAACGUCAAGGCCAUUUCCUCGGACAUGUACUUUGGCAUACAAUCCCAGACAGAUUUUGAAACCCGGGCACGGCUGGAGAGGCUCUCCACCAGCUCCUCCAUUAGCUCUGCAGAUCUCUUCGAUGAGCAGAGGAAGCAGACCACAGGAAACUACAACCUCUCGAACGUGCUGCCCAACGCCCCAGACAUGGCACAGUUCAAGCAAGGUGUGCGCUCCGUUGCUGGAAAACUUUCCGUCUUUGCCAAUGGGGUCAUGACAUCCAUUCAGGAUCGCUACGGCUCGUAAUCCUGGUGCCAGGCUGUGUCCAACCUGGUAAAACUCCUCUUCAAAUGGACGGGAGACCACAUCUGGCUGUGCGGAAACCCCAGCUGCUUUGCGGGCCGGCUCUACACAUGUGCGGGCAAGGCACCUGCACAUUUCUGAGUUUGCGUGCUUCCUUUGAGACAUCUCGUUUCUGUGUAGUGGGGCUUUGCUUUCAUCUCUGGUUUAGGUUCGCUCCUUUGCUUUACCCUUGGGCGGCUUUAGUUCUAAGAACUGGAAGCCUGGCUUCUGGCUCCUCCCACCUCAGACUGGGAGUCACCGUCACUGUCACCGGGGCUCGUGAGUAUCCGUGGACUGUGGGCUCAGGGCUGCCAGUACCAGCUGGUGCUGGAUGGGCUAGGGAAAUAAAGCCACAACCGUGCUUCUCCCUGCAGAGGAGCAAAACAACAAGCAAAACAAAACAAACAGGACCAGAAGUGCCCAGCCCCUUGCUGACAGACUGCUUCGUGUGUGUGUCCCCACACAACAAGCUUUCAGGCAACACACACGUAAAGCCAUCUGUCACUCUGUAAAUUAUUUUGUACAUUCUCUACUCUUAAGUGUUUCCCAGUCAGUUCCUUUAACAAACAUGAGCUUCCAUGAUGCCAAAGGAGUUCACUGCCACCUGGGAACAGUAGGGUGUCGCCCUGUGAGAGGGUGAACGAGGCCAGCUGAGGGCUCCCAAGUGCACUUAGACAUCAGCAGUUCCAGGAGCACAGGCUGAGAAGGACGGCCCUGUGGCAUCAGAACGAGGCUCAGACCCGGGGAGAGGGUGAUUAUAAUUGGGUGGUUUUGUUAAUAUUUUUUUAUCUUGACCUUGAUGUUCCAAAAGUUACAGGAUAGAUGUAAAUCGAUAAACUAAUUUGGCUGUGUUUUAGACAGCACCAGAAUAUAUUCAACGCAGUAAAAUAUAUUUGAAAUUUGAUGAACCAAAAAUGUGAUUUCAGAUGACUAUUUUGUGACUCUUUCUUCAAAGGUCUGAUUUGUAGACUUCUAAAUACAGCGCACAGCACAGCA
Molecule: messenger RNA, 2693 nt
Organism: Rattus rattus (black rat)
Lineage: Eukaryota; Metazoa; Chordata; Mammalia; Rodentia; Muridae
Gene: Arfgap3
Product: ADP ribosylation factor GTPase activating protein 3
Exons: 16
Coding region: 84-1661 (525 amino acids)
Biological process (GO): COPI coating of Golgi vesicle
Molecular function (GO): GTPase activator activity
Source: RefSeq, a predicted model, not a curated record